AAAAAGAAAGAGAGAGAGAGAGAGAGAGAGAGAGAGAGAGAGAGGUGACAGUUGUGGCGAUGGAAGGUGGAGAAGCGUGGAGCAUGCUAAGAUGCGCGGGGGAUGCGCAGGAUAAAACAAUGAUCAAUAGGAUAAUGUUGCGAUUCCGGCCGAUUGCGCCGAAACCGGUGACUGGAUGCUCGGUUUCUGGUCACUUGCAAAUUGGUGACAAAACCCAGUUGGUAUCUAAGAGAAGAACUAAGAGAAAGUACGUUAGGGUUCGCGAGAAUAAUCGGUACAAGAGAAAUAGCAAUAAUAAUAACAGAAAUAAUAAGAUCCGAAGAAUAUUAUCUUUGCCAUCUUCAGAUCAAGAACGCCGAGAGUAUCAUCACAGUCCGAACGAAAACAACCUCGUCACCCUUCAAUUGUUGCCUGAGCGAUCGGCUGACAGCCCAAUAAGGGAGCAACACGUGUCUUGUUUAGAUCAUGGGGUUGAAGAUCGUAGGGUUGUGGAGAAGCGAGGGUUGAUGACUUUCCAGAUUGAUGAUUGUAAUAAUACUGCUCACACCAUGAUGGGUUCGAUGACGAUGCGGGAUGAUGAUGGUGAUGAUGGAUAUGAUGAUGAUCAGACGGUGGUGGUUGAGUCGUGGGUGACGGUGGAGAGCGUGACAUGCGUGUGCAUGGACGUAGGAGACCCCCCACCACACCAUCAUGACCGUCGGCUAGGGAGCACGGAUGCGGAUAGGGUGAGGAGAUUAGAUGCGGACACGUGUCCCGCGUUUGUAUCCGACGGUCUAAAUAGAGUGCGGUGGGUAAACGGAGCAUAUAAGAGGAUGGUGAUCCGAGAUGUUGGGAAUUUUAAAGGUGACGGACUGUCACGGUCACCGGAGAUAAAGGUCUGGCUGGUGGUGAAGGAGGAGUUGCCGGUGAGCGCGUUAAACGGUGCGUUUUCGUGUAGAGUGAGGGUGCAGUACACGUGGCAGAAGGAUAGGUGUUUGAGAAUGGUUUUGCCAUGUGACGUUUGGCGGAUGGACUGCGGUGGGUUUGCAUGGCGGCUGGACGUCGAGAAUGCAUUGAGGUUGGGACGAUGAAGAAAAUUGGUCAAAGCGUUGAAAAUAAAUUAUGGGAAUUACCAAAUAAUUAGUCCAGGAAGAAAGAGUCAUCAGGUUUCCUAAUUUCUAUUAUCAAGGGGAUGUGGAGCUGGCUAAAAUGGUGAAGAUUAACUAAGGG
Molecule: messenger RNA, 1209 nt
Organism: Carica papaya (papaya)
Lineage: Eukaryota; Viridiplantae; Streptophyta; Magnoliopsida; Brassicales; Caricaceae
Source: RefSeq, a predicted model, not a curated record